This is a messenger RNA of Cylicocyclus nassatus, 477 nucleotides long. NCBI's taxonomy places the organism in Eukaryota, Metazoa, Nematoda, Chromadorea, Rhabditida, Strongylidae. The record is from the annotation of a GenBank genome assembly.
AUGCGAAGAUGGAACUUCAGCAAAGAAAUGAGAGUACUCUGUGUAAUUCUAAGUAUAGCGACAAUUGCGAAGACUGGUUUUUUGGAGACGAAAAUUACUGGAAAGGAUAAUUUGAUGACCAAAUCUAUGAGGAAUUAUCUCAAGGAGAAGUAUAAUGGAACUAAAUUAAAAAUUUGCUACAAUGACUUUUUGAAGAAGAUGGCCAAAUUUCAAGAAAUUGAGAAAAACAACGAAUGGCAGCCGUACCUGCCAUAUGGGGUUCACAUACAGUUUCAAGCCUCAAGUGGUUAUACCGACGCGGCGAAAGACCUCAAGAAAAGGUUCGACAAGGAUGUAGAUGAGCAGGUGAGAAAAGCAAUAAAGAAGUACAAACCCAAAACUCUUGGUGUUGGAUGUGGUGCACACUUGAAAACCAAGCUUCCGGCUUGCUACAUGUAUCUCGGCAUCAAAGCCGACACUUGUUCGAUCAAAAUAUAG